Molecule: messenger RNA, 4104 nt
Organism: Anguilla anguilla (European eel)
Lineage: Eukaryota; Metazoa; Chordata; Actinopteri; Anguilliformes; Anguillidae
Product: endonuclease domain-containing 1 protein-like
Exons: 2
Coding region: 73-972 (299 amino acids)
Molecular function (GO): hydrolase activity; nucleic acid binding; metal ion binding
Source: RefSeq, a predicted model, not a curated record
AAGGGAUGUCAUGAGCAGGGUUUUGUGCGUCGUUCCUGUGUGCGGCAGUUUUGCGAGCAGACAGCCCUCAUCAUGGCGGGUCUUCACACGGCCGUAUCAGCUGCUUCUCUUUUGGCCCUCGCCACCUGGUGUUGCCACAGCAGAGCUGAUGUGGGCGACUUCACUCCCUGCGCUUACUUCCUUUACCAUGGCUCGCCCCCCAAAGGGCUACUGGGAGUUCCCAUCUGCCAGCGUUACCUGAACCAGUACCGCUUUGCUUCUCUGUACAGCCGGAGAAACCGUGCGCCCUGGUACUCUGCCUAUGUGUUCACACGGCCGGCGGGGAAGAGACCUAAAGAUGACUGGAAGUAUGAGCCACAGCUGGCUUAUGCCAAAGCAGAUGGAAACAUGGUCUCCUUCCCACAUGGCAAGGUGGAUCAGAAUAUUGUGGAGAGCCAAGCAGUACAGCUGGACUACUUCAACUCUAGCUAUACCCAUGGCCACCUAAACCCCAGCCUGCACCACCAGGACCCCGAGGACAGGAACUCCACCUUCACCCUCACCAAUGUGGUUCCACAGAAGUUUGGCUCAAAUAGUGGUCCCUGGGCAAGGAUGGAGAUGACCGUGAACAAACUCCUGACCAAAUACUGCAAGGACAAAGCCUACAUUGUGACAGGGACCAUGCCCUACCAGACUGAGCACUGGUUAAAGGAGAACCGUGUAGCUAUACCAGAGUACCUGUGGUCAGCCUACUGUUGCCCAAACUACACAAAACUUCCUGAAAACCUCACAAAUGUCUUUCCAACCUUUGCUGCCAUUGGCCGCAAUGACUCAAAUAGCACAGAGGAGAUAGUUCCCAUUGACUGGGGGGAAAAGAAAGAGUUCUGGGGGUAUGAUGUACGAAUUAUGCCCUUGGACACUCUGGAGAUGUACCUACGGGACAGAUUUGGGACUUUUGUCAGUGUGUUCUAUAAUCAGUGUUCAGAACCAUGAUGCGUAUGUUAGUUUCUGGUCAGAGAACUAUUUUGUAUCCCCUAUCUAUGUUUUUCUUAUAGAUUCUGCUUCAGAAAUUCAAACUUAAGAUAAUUUUAAACAAAGUUAAUUAAUACCUGGGUAAAGAGACACAAAUGGAAACUGAAACCCAGUAUUGCCUUUCCAAAUAUCCAAAUUCCAUUGUACUCAAUCCACGGGGGCAGGCAGGAUAGUCAAUCAGCCUUUAUUUAUAGAGCACAUUUUAUGCAAAUUUGCAACACAAUGUCCUAGUGAAAGCAGUAAAUUAAUUGACCAGUAAGUGAACAAGAGUCUUAUGACUUUUGCAGAUAUGUUAAGUGAUAUUUUAGAUACUGUAAUGUGAAGUGUAUUAAAACAUUAGAUAAACUAAGUUUUAAUAACACUAACAUGAAACCUUUGCCAUCUAUAUUGCUGGUAAUAUUCUUAGGGGGAAUCCACAAAAGGACUACAGUGGUUCUGCAUCUGUUGACCUGUCAAAAGUACCAAAAACAAUUAUGUAUGAUUCACAAUGUGUACAGUAGAUGGAAAAAUCCAUGCAAAUACACCACCAGGAAAAUAGCGAUGCAUAUAGUCAUGCAUACUGAAAUUGUCAUGCACAUAAAUUUCAACACCAAAUUAAUUUAUGCAAAAUGGGAUUCAAUACAAUACAGUGUGUGACCAGUUCACAAAAUUGACCACAUAUUAGCACUUGCAAUAAGCAUGGAUUUUCAGACUCCCUGUAACAUUUGUGGUCCAUUUAAAAGCCAUGUAAAGUGUAAAUGUAUUUGAAAUAUGAGUGAGAGAGAACAGUGCUCCACACCUAUAUAAACAAGAGAUCAGUGUGUUUUAAAAUGCCAAACAGCUGAAUGUAUUUCAACAGAAGAGCAAUCCCAUUGGCUUACAAUAGGUGCACGUGCAGCACAUUUCAACAAGGGAGCUACUUUUGUACAGUGAAAUGAACAUGAAUGACCAUAUGUGAAAGACCAUAUAAACUGUAAAGAAAUUCACGUUAACACUUCCUUAUAUGUGGAAGGUACUGUAGUCUCUAUUAGCAAAAUGGAAUAGCAAACAAGUCUGGGAUAACAUAAACAAGGUUUUGAAAUAGGACACAAAAAUAAGCAGGGAUUGGAAAUUACAGGAUAAAGAAAAACUAACAGAAGAAAAACAACAAAUUGCCCCUAUUUUUAAUAAUUAUUUUGUAGAUUCAGUUCUGGAUCUGGCAAAGUAUUUGGUUCACGAUCUAGACUAGUUGCACUAAUUAACAAUGAUUUUCCUGUUUUAAUAUUAUAAAAGUAUUUGUGCACAAUGUAAUGAAUAUUCUGGGCCAUAUGAAAAGUUCUAAGAUGUCUUUGAGUGUUUUCUUUAAAUACACCCAAAUUGGGGACACAACCUCUUCUUUUAUUGAUUGCUCUAUAGGUGUUCUGCAGGGAUCAAUUAUAGGUCCUAUUUCAUUUAGUCUUUAUUUUAUUUAUCUCCUUUCAGUGUGCUUAGUUGUCACUAUUAAACUGUAUACUGAUGAUACAGUGAUUUAUAUACAUUCAAACUUGUCUUUAAAAAAAAACAAAUAAAAAUAGUGAUGUGAUAUUCAAUUUAAAUAAUUUUAAACAUCCUCUGUCCUUAACAUCUGCAAGUUUGUACAUUGUAUGAUGAUUUGUUGACUUUUGGCAACUUCUUAUUCUUUUCCGAUGUGUAUCUGAUGUACGAAAUUAUUAAUGAUCUUGCACCAUCACCUUUAAAAUAAUGUUAGAGUGCUGAGUUAGAGAGAAGGAGACUAGAGCUGCAUUCAGAGACAAUCUUUGGCUAAUCUGCCUCCUCUAUUAAAGCAACCACCAGUGUCAUAGUCUUCCAGUCUUCCAGUUUCAACAUUUUUUAUGACAAGUUUGAAGGUCUGGCUUAAGUUUGCACAAUAAUGUCUUCACCAGUAGUUACCUUUGUUAUGACUUUAUUAUUAAUUCUUAAUUUUACUUCCUCUAAAUAUUUGUGCAACUGUUAUUUAUUGCAUUGCAUUGUAUUGUAUUAUUGUUUUGUAUUGUAUUUUACUCUAUUUCCUCCCAGUGACUGCAGGUGUGAAUUAGCUUGAAGCUGGUAUAAUGUAUUUUAAUUGUACAUGGUCCCUGCUAAAUAGACAUCAAACUAAACGUAAACCGAAUAACUGUUAACACAUUUCAUGUUCAAAGAUCCAUCUCAGCUCUCAUCUACAUACUUCAUCCUUCAUAAUGAAUAUUGUUCUUUUUCAUCUAGAAUUUCAGACGGGUGUGGACAAUGGAUAUUUAAGGUGUGAGACCGAGGAUAAUUUUAAGGUGACAGCAUUUUUUUCCCAUAAUGGCUGUAUAAUGAACUCCAGUUGUUGUAUGUGGGCACAAUCCAGUAAAUGAAUCAUAUUACAUACUAGCUGAAAAACGAAUGUGCAAUUAUAUUUGCUUUAAGUCGCCUGAUUGGUUCAGUUAGGAAAGAUACUCACUGUAUAUGCAUUCUGGGCCAAGCCGUAAUUGGUUGUAUUCCCAGCUAUGUCGUUACUUGAGUAUGAGCUCCCCACCAGGAUAGGGUAGGCUCAGGGCCGUGCACAGAUAUUUUGGGGGGCAGGGGCUCAAUUGAAAAAAAAAGGGCAACCUCCACCUCCCAUGCACCAUCCUCACUAUUUUCAUCCUGAUAUUGCCACACAACACCACGUUCAUAAUCACACACUAUGUUCAUAAUAUGGGCCCUGUUUAGGUCUUCUGAAACAUAUUUCCUUAAAGUAAUACGUCAUUCAUUUUUGGACCCAAUAAACUUAUCCAGACAUGUUCAUGCUCUACAGAUAAUAUCCCCCACAACACUACAACAGCAUCUCACACAGACAUCACAUACAGUUUAGUCUUCAAUGUUUUUUACUUUUAUUCCAGGAAUACAGAUAACUAAACACAAAACACUGUCACAAAGCACAUGCAAUAUUAUAAACACAUGUCCUUAAUCUCUCUUUUCUUGGCAUUGCACUGCAACCAGCAGAUGAGCAAAAUUAAUUACUUGCAUGUUCACCAUUAACCGGACCAAAACAGCGGCAUAGUAUAAAAUUUACUGACAUGCAUAGUGACCUGGAAGCAGUUUUACCUAUUUGGUUCACUAUGAAUACAACUUAUAUUAAAAAGUAGACCAAUG